CUCCAACUAAUGAGUCAAAGAAAAUGGGGACAUUGCCCCUUUUCAGUUCCCCUCUUCAAAAAAAUCUACAACAUAAGAUGCUUUGCGCUCGGCUAGCCGUUAGUCGGCUCCUUCUUUUUUCAAAAUUGAAAUAGUGCCAUCCUCUUCUCUACAAAAGACUUAGAAGAUUUCAAAAUUGAGUAGUCUCAACAAUGUUAGCACAAUCUCCGGUGGUCGGAGACCAGAUCCAACGCCAGAAAACCGGCCGGAAGCAUCUCCAGACAAGGAACACUCCGGCGAAUCAAAUCCCCGAUGAAGCUAUCAAACCCAAGCCAAAACAGGACCUGCUCGAGAUUUCACUAUACCACAUCUCAAACAAAGAAAAUGUCCAUCCGCUUCAGGCGGCGGCGGGAAAGGGGAAGCCGCACUGUGAAAUCGGUCUGCGAGACUCCUCGCUAGCCGAUGAGCUCAGCUCCAUACGGGAGAAGCUGGAGAGGAUGAGGAUCGACAAACAGAGAACGGAGAAGAUGCUCCGUGAGCGGGUCGCGGUGAUGGAUUUGCAGAUGCAGGAGCUGAUAAACAGAGGAGAGAUUCAGAAGCAGCUCGAGCUCGAGGUCGAUCGCCUUUUCCGAUUGAAAGAGCUCCGGCUAUCUUGUAUGAGAAUAUCUCCUAUUCGAUCGCUUAGAGAUAAGGAGAAAGAAAAGAAGGGGAAGGAAGAUCAAUUCAAGGACAUGGAAGAAAUUGAAAAUGAGGAAGGAUUACAGUGUAGAAUUGCACCAUCAAGCCCAAGUUCAGAUCUCGAUACAGAGGAAUGAAAUGAAAAAGAUCUGGAAGAAAGAUAUCAAGCGACUCAAUGUUGUUCUUGGAAUCUUGAUGGAGUGGGAAGUGAAAAGAAACAUACACAAUAUCUUGUUGUACAUGAUUUUAUUGAAUAGAAAAGAGCACAACUUUUGUUCCCUUUAGCAUUACAAAUAGGUGGAGAGACUUCCGUUGUAGUAGUAUCAAUUUGUUGUUUGGUGGCAUUUACAUUGUCAAUUGCGUACUACUAAAGUCCUAUUUAGAGGAGUUUUAUUCUUACGAAUUUGCCAAGG
Molecule: messenger RNA, 1070 nt
Organism: Cuscuta europaea
Lineage: Eukaryota; Viridiplantae; Streptophyta; Magnoliopsida; Solanales; Convolvulaceae
Source: the annotation of a GenBank genome assembly